GAUACUAACGACGGCGAUGAAGAUCCCAUGGAAGACGGCACACAACAGAUUCGUGAAGAAGACGAAGAUGGACUGGAUAUAUCGGGAGAUAGGGACGAUGGUGGAGAAACGACGAUUGUCGGAAUUGGUCCGGACGGAGGUGGCACUGCGCGUUCAGAACGGAUCACGACGCGCUAUCUUACAAAAUACGAGCGAGCCCGAGUGCUGGGAACAAGAGCUUUGCAAAUAAGCAUGAACGCACCCGUUAUGGUGGAUCUGGAUGGGGAAACGGAUCCCUUACGAAUUGCCGAGAAGGAACUGCGGGAACGUAAAAUCCCAAUUAUCAUCCGACGUUACUUACCGGAUGGAUCUCAUGAAGACUGGAGCGUAGACGAGCUAGUUGUGGACUGA
Phaeodactylum tricornutum CCAP 1055/1 is the source of this 390-nucleotide messenger RNA. RefSeq lists its product with no specific name. The transcript has a single exon. The record is from RefSeq and is a predicted model, not a curated record. The annotation marks the transcript as partial. Gene Ontology annotation, biological process: DNA-templated transcription. Gene Ontology annotation, molecular function: DNA-directed RNA polymerase activity; DNA binding. Lineage: Eukaryota; Bacillariophyta; Bacillariophyceae; Surirellales; Neidiaceae. Gene Ontology annotation, cellular component: RNA polymerase III complex; nucleus; RNA polymerase I complex.